Molecule: messenger RNA, 1065 nt
Organism: Musa acuminata AAA Group (dessert banana)
Lineage: Eukaryota; Viridiplantae; Streptophyta; Magnoliopsida; Zingiberales; Musaceae
Exons: 5
Coding region: 1-330 (109 amino acids)
Source: RefSeq, a predicted model, not a curated record
AUGGAUCCUGACCCGAUCCGUGUACGAUUGGAGAUGGGUCUUCUCCGCGAGAACGCCGCAUACUGGUGGCGCGCUUCCGCCUCUUCCCUCGCCUGCCAGCUUGCUGCUAUAUCCACGCUGGCCGGCGGCUUCUACGCUGAAUCUGCCUCUCCUUCUCUUCUUCUGGCUUAUCGGAAGAAGUUUGAAUUGGAAGAGACACAAUCUGAUGAAGUUCAAGGCAUAAACAAGGUGGACUGUGUAAUGCAACAUGCAUGCCAGGAGUGUGGUGCAUCCUUCCGCAAACCAGCACAUAUGAAGCAGCAUAUGCUGAGCCACUGCAUCGAGGUAUAAGAGUUGGGCUAUUGAAACAUGUUUGAUUUUGCGUGAAGCACUGGAUCCCAUGCGACAAACUCCAAAAUGCAAAGAGGCUCCAUAGAAUCUUGAAUGGACUAGUAUCAGGAUGGGGGACCUCCUGUGAAGCUCCAUCAAGAAAGCCUCAAUCAGGCAUUUUAAUGAGAGACCUUUUUCCUGCCCGGUGGAUGAUUGCCAUGCUAGUUAUAGAAGAAAGGACCAUUUGACUCACCACUCAUCGACGCACCGAGGACUUUUCACUUGCCCUGGUAGCAAGUGCAAUUGCAAAUUUGGAAUAAAGGCUCACAUGAAAAGGCACAUGAGAGAAAUUCAUGAAGAUGAUUCUUCUCAUGAAGGUCAAAAGCAACAUGUUUGCCAUGAACCUGGAUGUGGGAAGACAUUCAAGUAUCCCUCAAAGUUAAAGAAGCAUGAAGAUACACAUGGUAAAUCACUUUGCUUUAGGUUCUUGAUCCUUACAGUUUUGUAGGCCUAGAGAAGCAGGCUCCCCCGUGACCCGUUCUUUUUCUCUUCGCUCCCUUUUCUCUCUUACAAAGAUAUGUUACAUGUACAGUUACGGUUCUCGAUAUUACGACAUUUUCAUGCAAAUUGUACAAAAACAAUCAGCAAGUCUUUUUACUCACUUCAGGUAUCUCGUUUGUCAUGUUAGGGUAUAUGUUUGGUUUUGAAUGUACAUAAUGUUUAUAUUAAGCGGAUAAAAUCUGCGUAAUUCUCCAA